Molecule: messenger RNA, 1356 nt
Organism: Anopheles funestus (African malaria mosquito)
Lineage: Eukaryota; Metazoa; Arthropoda; Insecta; Diptera; Culicidae
Exons: 3
Coding region: 663-1103 (146 amino acids)
Source: RefSeq, a predicted model, not a curated record
ACUAUACUCAUCUUCUCAGUGCGUGAGAUUCCGACCAAACGGCUGGACAAAGUCUCUAGACGCUGGAGCCCCUCUAACAGAUACGAAGAUCAAGUGAAAAACGGAACUGGAACCAAAAACAAAAAACAAAGACAACAACUCCAACUGUGCAGAUUUAGCGAACGAAUAAUUGCUCCACACGAACUCUUGAAGCAAGCUGCCCCAGGCACGUGUAGCAGCGCAAAGGGGUCGGGUGUGAUUUGUGGGUUUGCUGAGUCAGCAUCGAAUCGCGAUCAAGUUGAUCGAUCGAUCGACCUGUGUGAUACACCUUCCCCAAACGAUUCCCAACUUCUUCACCAUCUCGCGUAUGAUCUCUCGCUCUCUCGCAUUCUUUAGGGUCUGCAUCUCUCGCACUGGAACCGUUUGGAAGGCUUAAAGACUGGUACGAUCUGGUCGCGAUCAAUCAUUGACUCGCGAACCUGCCUACUGGACUGUGGUGUUUUUUCCUCGUCGCUAGACUGUUUUGCCGAUUGUCUGCGAUUGCCGUGAAAGCAGUGGCAGUGGUGUGCUAGUGUCAAGUUUACCGUGACGUGACGUUUUGAGAAGUCGCAUCCGCCAGCAGUGAGUGAUUUGAGGAAUUUUUUAACUGUGUCCAAAGUUUAGUGCCUAAAAUCGCCAACACGAUGAAGUGGAUGAUUCUGAGCUGUUUGGUCAUCAUCACCAUGAUGAUGGAUGCUGGCGAUGCACUGCCUGAUAAGUAUAAGGACUACCCGAAAAAGGGAGGAUACGUACCGGUUUAUGUACGCUAUCCUAAUCAACCGCUUGGUUCGAUCAGUCCCGAACUGGCUGCUGCCUUCCAGGAAAGCUCGGGACGAAGCUCCAGGGGAAAGUUAAUACAGGAACUGAACCGCCCGGUACGCUUCUCGUCCGAAUCGAGCAGCGACGAAGAGCUGCGUAAUGACAUCACCGCAAAGCCAAGGGUGGACUCGAUCAGUAGCGAAAGCAACUCACACUCGAACGAAUCAAUCUCGAACGAGAAGGAAGCAAAGGCAGCAAUCAAGCAGCUGCUGAAGGAGAUGAGCAAGAUCAGCAAGGCUGCCGCCGCAAAGACGAAGAAGGCUUAAAGCCUUGCAUCGUACACUAUCAAACUACUUCUACUGCCGAUUAUUUAAAGCAAAAGAAUAUUUUCACAUAACAAACAAUGACACUAUCCCAACGAGAGAAUUUAGGAGACGAUACUCAAGGUGUAAAACAAACACUGCCAUUAUAUUUAGACCAGAUACAACACUUUCCUCUUGCAGCAGUAUGCGUUUAGUUUAGUGAAGAUCAAGUGGCUUCAUGAUACAGUAAUAAAAAUGAUCCAAUCUUAUUCGGAAA